AUGGCGUCCUCCUCCUCAGCUGAGGGCAUGUCCAUCACUAAGGGAGGAAGUAUAUUAGUAAAAGUUGAAGAUCUGACUGGAGAAUUGAUUUCUGUCAAGCUUAUAGAUGGGGAUAAAAUUUUUCGUGGAAUUUUACUGCAAGAAACUAUUGGUUAUCAUGUUGUAGGUAUUAUAAUAGCAUAGAAAUGUCCUAUGAAAGUCGUAAGACAUCUUAGAAAUGAUAGUACGAUGAGUUAAUCUACUUUGGAUAGGUUUGUGUACGUCGUUUUGAACCCCAAUUUAUCUUGAGAGUUAGAGAUGCAACUCGACUAAUUAAACUGAACUAAAUAGAACAGGAUUUGUACGUAGGAGUAGUUGGUUGAAAGUCAGUUCACUUUCGUGAUUAAUCCAUCUCUCCAAGAUAAUUUCAAAAGCCUUAUGUUAUUCGAAGACACCAAUGAGUAUAUUUGGUAAGAAUAUAGAAGUUUUAGAGUAGAAAUACGAAAAUAACCAGUUCACAAUCAUUCUACAACAUCGUAAUCAAACGAAGGGUGAAUAAAACUAACAUUGGUGAUUAAUUAAGUGAUACCCGACGUCAUGUUUGUCUAGUCUUUAGUGUUUAUCGAUCAAGUUACAAUGUGGUUACUAUUCUGAGUAAUUCGAUGUCAUAUGCACUAUGCUUUGAUAUUAAGUGGGUACUUGUGCUUCUUACCAAUGACUUACAACUAAUUACCUGAUUCUUUUACAUCACCCUAUUCUCGAUUUGUGUAGGUCUUUUUAAUUCACCACUUCUUGUAAUAGCGUUUAUUUAGUCUAAAUAUGUACCUUUCUAGAGUAGCUGCAAAAUUCAAACAAUUCUGCUGGAUGAAAUCAACGAGGAAAAUAAAGGAUAAGCACUUAAUAGUACUAACAAAGAAAGUAAAGUA
Schistosoma mattheei is the source of this 905-nucleotide messenger RNA. The record is from the annotation of a GenBank genome assembly. Lineage: Eukaryota; Metazoa; Platyhelminthes; Trematoda; Strigeidida; Schistosomatidae.